This is a messenger RNA of Anneissia japonica, 1675 nucleotides long. RefSeq names its product deleted in malignant brain tumors 1 protein-like. The record is from RefSeq and is a predicted model, not a curated record. Gene Ontology annotation, cellular component: membrane. NCBI's taxonomy places the organism in Eukaryota, Metazoa, Echinodermata, Crinoidea, Comatulida, Comatulidae. The transcript is spliced from 9 exons. The coding region runs from base 95 to 1675 and encodes 526 amino acids.
AAAUGUAUAUAUAACUGGGCCUAAAAUAGAAGUUAGCAGUCACCGUGAAGCCGUGAACAUACAGUAGAACGGCAUAAACGACUUCUUUUUAACAAUGAAGGAAGAAUGUACUUGGUUUCUAUGGCUUUAUUGCCUGUGUUUUACAACAGCAUAUUGGACACCAUCGUAUACAACAGCAGGAAGUCAACCUCAAACAAUAGAGCGAUUCGUUUGCGGUAAUGAAUCACACGUAUUCACAUCUCCUGGCUACCCAAGUGGAUAUGGCAACAACAUGGACAUCAAUUGGACGUUUAGUACUCAUCCUGGAAACUUGAUCUCUAUUGAAUUCAACGAUUUUGAUCUCGAAGACUUCAGCGAUUAUAUUUUUAUUAGCAGUGACGGAGAAAAAAUUGGGGGUUACACUGGUUCCCGAUUGCCGCCAACAACGGUGUCGACAAACAACACACUGUCGGUUGUCUUCAAAAGUGAUCAUAGUGUAUCAGGCAGAGGAUUUCAAGCUGAAAUAUUCGUCUAUUCAGAAUCCUCAGAAGGAAUUUGUUCGGACUUUAAUGAUGGAUGGUGUGGCUGGACCCACUACAGUAGUUCUAGUCAAUGGCGACGUUCUUCUGAGAGAAUAUCUGGCGUUGAUCGAGGCAAUCGCUACACUUCAUCAGAUGAUUAUUAUAUUUACGUUGAAUCAUCCUACAGCUCUAAAUAUGGAUAUCUUGAGAGUCAAACGAUACCGCCUACUUGGAAUGAAGUUUGUCUUAAAUUCUACUAUUAUAUGAGUGGAAAUUCAAAUCAAUACCUAUACAUCUAUAGAUAUGACUAUUAUUAUACAACCCUGUUCUACGCUUACGACGACUACAGCAACCAAUGGAAGUAUGCCAGUGUAAAUUUUCAAAAUAGUUACUAUGCUACCCUGAGACUAAGAGGAAGAGCGUAUACCUAUAAUAGUUAUUACCCAGAAAUGAUAGCUGUUGACGAUAUUUAUAUCAGUGAAGGAAAUUGUUCAAAUGAUCAGGAAACACCUCCAACGUCAUCAAGAACUGAUAUAGAAUCUAAAACUGAUGUUGUAUGCAGUGAUUCUUAUAUGACCGUUUAUUUGGAUUCUUCAAUUAAUAUCAACGGUAGUGUGCACUUCCUUGAUGCAACAUGUACUUCUGCUGGAUACGUUUAUCGUAAUGGCAUUCGAUGGAUUUAUCUUUACACUCGAUUUGAUCAAUGCCGAACCUCAAUGACGUCAACGUACACUUCGACAACUUACCACAAUCAAGUAAUCGCAUCCGAAAACGGAGUGAUUUCUCGAGCAGACGAUUUUCGCAUUUCCGUUGAGUGUGAGCUUGACAAUAGAGGGCGAUCAUCUGUUAGUUUCAAUCCAGAGACCGAAGAACAAAAUUUUUUAAAUAGACAAAAUGGAAAUUUUACGUUUACGAUGGAGCUGUACACGAGUGACGAUUACUCAACUCCCUAUUCAUAUUUGGACUACCCUGUUGAAUUAAGCCUUGACAGUAAUGUAUACGUUGGUGCGAGCGUGCAGACUUUCAGUAACGAUAUGGUUCUUUUUGUGGAUUCUUGUAAGGCGACACCUAAUCCAGACCCAGAUGCUCAUCCAGAGUAUCAAAUAAUCGAAAACAGAAUCGACUUCAAAGAAAAUAUUUCCAGCGUUUUCUUCAACAUUGCUGUUUGCUGUUAG